Hylaeus anthracinus is the source of this 388-nucleotide messenger RNA. RefSeq lists its product as uncharacterized. The record is from RefSeq and is a predicted model, not a curated record. The coding region runs from base 120 to 341 and encodes 73 amino acids. The transcript is spliced from 4 exons. Gene Ontology annotation, biological process: cytoplasmic translation. Gene Ontology annotation, molecular function: structural constituent of ribosome. Gene Ontology annotation, cellular component: ribosome; cytosolic large ribosomal subunit. NCBI's taxonomy places the organism in Eukaryota, Metazoa, Arthropoda, Insecta, Hymenoptera, Colletidae.
UAUCAGCCGCUCACAGAACGGCUUAGUGAGCGGUAUAAAAACCACUGAUAUUCCUUUGGACUUCCGUUUCUGAAUGCGUUUAUGUGCGUUUACGUAGCUUUAUUUAAUAAUACGAGAAAAUGGCGAAGUCUAAAAAUCACACCAAUCAUAAUCAGAAUCGUAAAGCCCACCGUAAUGGUAUCAAAAAGCCUAAACGUUACAGGCAUGAAUCUACACUAGGUAUGGAUUUGAAAUUUCUAAGGAAUCAACGUUUUGCAAAGAAGCAUAAUCCGAAAUCAACAAAACAACAAAAGAGGGCAGGAAAGCUCUUACGUAAAGCUCUUCGUGACGCUGAGAAAUAAUAUGUUUAUGUAUUAAUAACUUUAUUAUAAUAAAAAUUGAAAAACAA